Gossypium raimondii (Peruvian cotton) is the source of this 2341-nucleotide messenger RNA. RefSeq names its product casein kinase 1-like protein 11. Gene Ontology annotation, cellular component: nucleus; cytoplasm. Gene Ontology annotation, molecular function: ATP binding; protein serine/threonine kinase activity. Gene Ontology annotation, biological process: endocytosis; peptidyl-serine phosphorylation; signal transduction. Lineage: Eukaryota; Viridiplantae; Streptophyta; Magnoliopsida; Malvales; Malvaceae. The record is from RefSeq and is a predicted model, not a curated record. The transcript has 14 exons. The coding region runs from base 589 to 1980 and encodes 463 amino acids.
AAGGCUUUUUUUUUUUUUUUGAGAAUUUUCCCGAGAAAAUUAAAUCCUUGUCCGUAACCCAGAUCCGUAGAUCAUCACCUCCAAAAUCUUGCCGAUAAAUUAGUUCCUUUUAGAUUCUUUUUUUUUUUUUGCAAAUUCCCUUUAUUGGGAAAUCAAAAUAUAUUCUUUUUUUUUUUCAUUAAUACUGCUAAGUUUUUAUCUCUCAUAACAACCUAACUUUUUCUCUUUUCUCUCCCACCUAGUAAAUGCAGCGUGAUGAUCCCAAAAACACUUGUUUUGGUUCAGUGAUUAAUGGGUAUUUAGUAGAUGUUCAAUAGACUUUAUCCCUUUGCUUCUCCUUGUAGUCACUAGAAGUAACGGUUUUUUUUUUUUUUGAAUUUUGGAGGGUUUUGAAAGUAUUUUAGAAUCUGGAUUUUGAGUUUUGGAGUUGAUACCAAUUUGGAUGGAUCUGAGAGUUAGUUCAAAGAGAAGGGUUUCGAGUCAAUUUCUCUGUUAAAACUUAAAAGUAAAAAUUUCAAUAUUUAUAAAGUAGAAUAAGAGUUUUUCCUUUUCUUUUUUCCUUUUAAAUAAACCCAGUAAGAAUAAAUCAUGGAACAUGUUAUUGGUGGAAAAUUCAAGCUUGGUCGAAAGAUUGGGAGUGGAUCCUUUGGUGAACUUUAUUUAGGUGUUAAUGUCCAAAGUGGAGAGGAAGUGGCUGUUAAGUUGGAAUCUAUCAAGACCAAGCAUCCCCAACUUCUGUAUGAGUCAAAGCUGUACAUGCUUCUUCAAGGAGGGACCGGAAUUCCUCAUUUAAAAUGGUUUGGAGUUGAGGGUGAAUACAAUGUUAUGGUUAUCGAUCUUCUUGGACCAAGCCUAGAAGAUUUGUUCAACUAUUGCAAUCGGAAGUUUUCUUUAAAAACAGUUUUGAUGCUUGCAGAUCAGUUAUUAAUCAGAGUUGAGUACAUGCAUUCUCGCGGUUUUCUUCAUCGUGACAUAAAGCCCGAUAACUUUUUGAUGGGUCUAGGGCGCAAAGCAAAUCAGGUAUACAUAAUUGAUUAUGGUCUUGCAAAAAAGUAUAGGGAUCUUCAAACACACAAGCACAUACCAUACAGAGAAAAUAAGAAUCUUACAGGAACAGCUCGAUAUGCAAGUGUUAACACUCACCUUGGAGUUGAGCAAAGCAGGAGGGAUGAUCUUGAAUCUCUUGGUUAUGUGCUUAUGUACUUCCUCAGGGGGAGCCUUCCAUGGCAGGGAUUGAAGGCUGGCACCAAAAAGCAGAAGUAUGACAAAAUUAGUGAAAAGAAGAUGCUUACUCCCAUAGAGGUCCUUUGCAAAUCAUAUCCUUCUGAGUUCACAUCAUACUUCCAUUAUUGUCGAUCACUACGAUUUGAAGACAAACCGGAUUAUUCAUACCUGAAGAGGCUGUUCCGAGACCUUUUCAUUCGAGAAGGUUAUCAGUUUGACUAUGUAUUUGAUUGGACUAUACGGAGAUACCCACAGGUUGGCUCUAGCUCAAGAGCUCGGCCUAGCCCGAAGCCAGGUUUAAAUCCCCCGGGAGUCUCUGCCGAAAGAACAGAAAGGCCUUCAGUUGGCCAAGAGAUUGGAGAAAGGGUGUCUGGCACUAUUGAGCCGCUUACAAGACGCAUUGGUUCCGGGCAGGGUUUGCAUGGUGAUCAAUCUAGAUACAGAUCUGAUGACGUGCCGUCAUCCAAGGAUGUGCAACCUGAUUCUGAAAAGGUUCGCUCCUCCUCAAGAAAUGAUAGUUCUUCAAAGAGGCCUGUCGCAACAGGAAGCCGACUGGACUCCUCUGGUGAGCCUAACGAAAAUCGGUCUAGCAGAUUAGUCUCAAGCAGUAGUCGCCUGUCAACAACUCAGAGAAUCCUCCCUGGGUUUCAAUCCAGAUCAGCAUCUUAUACUCGAACCUCGGCCACAAGAGGUGGUCAAGAUGAUACCCUUCGGAGCUUCGAGUUCUUGACAAUUGGGAGUGGGAAAAGGAAAUAAAUUGAACAUGCAUCUUGUAGGAAGGAUUUGCUUGUGUCGGAGGCACACUUAUUAUCUGAUGGAGAUCUCGGCACUAUAACGGUAUUUACGAACAGUUACUAGUAUGUGUAUCGGUGGUCAUGAUUUGGUUCCAACAAUGACAGUCUCCCUGGAAAGCUUUUUCAGUCCUUCCCCAUGUACCCCGUCAGUAUACUUGUCAUUACGAUGCCUCUAGUCAGUAAAGUAAUAGAAAUGAGCUUCAUCCUAAGUAAUUGUCCAUAUAUUUUCAACAUUCUAUCUGUAAUAAACACUUGAUGUUUCUUUCUUUAAUUAGAAGCAUUAAAAGAAAUAUAUAUAUUAUAGCAAAGACGUUCUGCCUUCA